Messenger RNA from Fomitopsis serialis, 1697 nucleotides. Its product is annotated as male sterility protein-domain-containing protein. The coding region runs from base 108 to 1439 and encodes 443 amino acids. NCBI's taxonomy places the organism in Eukaryota, Fungi, Basidiomycota, Agaricomycetes, Polyporales, Fomitopsidaceae. The record is from RefSeq and is a predicted model, not a curated record. The transcript is spliced from 6 exons.
UGGUCUUUGCGGGCGUAGUUUAGCGAGGUACGGGCCUUGUGCGCUGGUAUAUCAAUGUCAGGCCUGGCUCCUCUUUGCUCACUACGGUAACAGGGGACUUGCUGGACAUGUCGAUUUACACAGACCAGGCUCGUAUCGGUGAGAUGACAGGGCUGGUGGCGAAAUUCACCUCCGACUUCCCCGAAUGCCCCUUGCAGUUUCGGCAGAUACCAUCUCGAGUACCGGGCUCCAUCGUUCUUGUCACCGGUACAACCGGGUCGCUUGGAUGCCACCUCCUGGAAACCCUCGUACACUCGCCUUUGAUCGGGCGAGUAUACGCGCUCAACAGACCAGACCGUAAAGGGCGACCAUUGCGAGACAGGCAGGUGGAAGCACUCCGGGAGCGCGGCAUCGUAGAGAGCGUAGUCGACGCGGAGAAGGUCAUCCUCCUUGAGGGUGAACUGAUGAAUCCACAUUGGGGACUCACCGAGGAUUUGUACAACGAGGUGCGUGCAUUUCUCGACAAUGACAUCCUCCACAGCAUGGCGCGUCGACUUGUCUCUCCGCUAUCUGCCUUCGAGCCCAACAUCUCCGGUCUGCGCACGUUAAUCGACUUCUGCCUGACGUCGACAGUCUCGACCAUGCCUCGACUUGUCUUCACAAGUAGCCUGACAGAUGCUACGAAGGCUCCACAUGGCCAGCAGGUCCUUGAGGACCCAAUACCCCCUGAGUGGUCCGUCGGGAUGGGCUAUUCCGAAGCCAAAUGGGUCUGCGAGGAGAUCCUGUUUGCCGCAUGUCGAUCGACACCGCUGGACGCCCUUGUAGUCCGCGUCGGUCAAAUUACGGGAGGGAAGGCAGGCGCUUGGGCGACCACGGACUGGUUCUCGUGCAUGGUGCAAAGCGCGAGCAAAGACGGUGUAGGCUGCUUCCCAGACGACCCAAGGUUGAUGGACUGGUUCCCCUUUGAGCUCGCAUCAUCUGCGCUUCUCGACUUCCUCCACACUCCCCCUGCAUACCUCUCCAACGUUGCUCCUUCGCGCGUCGUACAUCUCGUCCACCCGCACCCAGUGACGUGGAGCGACAUCGCGGCGGAGGUCGUGCGCGCGGUCGGCGGGCGGCUUGUGCCCUUCGACGACUGGCUUCGCGCGAUAGAAGCUGCAGCUAUUCUGGCGAAGUCGCAGCCGCCGUCCACCAACGGGAGCAAGAAGCCCCGCCGCAUGCGUGCGAUCUCUCUGAUUCCGUUCUUCCGUACGCUGCAUAUUAACAUGCGCGACGGCGCGCGGGCGAUGGGGUUCCCGGCGUGGGACGGCCCGCGUGGCGUCGCUGCGUCCCCCACACUGUCGGAUCCCGACGUCGCGCAGUUGGGAGCGGAGGAUGUGCGACGGUGGGUGAGCUACUGGAAGAAAGUCGGAUUCAUCCGCGAGGACGAGCACGAGAGUCCGGUACAGGCACGGCUGUAACCUGUAGGGAAGGUGUCGCAAGUGAGGCCAGAUCACAUUUUCGUUGCGAUACUUAGCAAUCUGUAAUCCUGUAUUGUUCAUGGAUGGUGUAGAUCAGUUCGCUCUCCACUGACGAGAGCAACAAUACUUGUUCGAUACAGGAGAUUCGGCACGAGCAGCUGCGCAACGCUGAAGCAGAAGCCCGCAUCAGGAAGUGACCUCAACUGAUCUACGGCCGUGAAGUCGAUCCUCUGCACGCGACUAGAGCGACACCUCAGC